Acyrthosiphon pisum (pea aphid) is the source of this 1964-nucleotide messenger RNA. RefSeq lists its product as uncharacterized. Bases 617 to 1222 code for a protein of 201 amino acids. The transcript is spliced from 3 exons. Lineage: Eukaryota; Metazoa; Arthropoda; Insecta; Hemiptera; Aphididae. The record is from RefSeq and is a predicted model, not a curated record.
CCUGCUGUGGCGAACGUUACUCGGGGCUCCUUCUACGACGGCAACCGCAUCGACUCGCUAACCGACGCCGUGCCGUUUACCGCCAACGGAACGAUAUCGAUCGAUGAACGCGUCUCGCCUCCACCUACCUCUGUCGAUAUAAACGAUCUACUGCGACGUGUGUACUCUGCACUUAUAAAUAACAAACAUUUCAAUUAUUAUUUCGGUCUGCCACCAACCUACUGAAAAAUCCGAUCGAUCGUCAGACGAGUUUGCCGUCGCGCGUACGUACAAUUUAAAUUAUUUGAUCGGCUGCCGACGCGCAGCGCACAGUUCUCUCGGCUCUCGCCCGCUCUUCGUUUCAGACUCGCCGCAUUCGCAUCAUCGGAAUUUGUCGGCGUCGUCGUGACAUGUUGAACGCCGUACAAACGCUCCGCCGCCGCCGUUACUGCAGUGCCAAGCCGAACCGCCAUCGGCGCGCAACAGCCGACAUCUUUGGUCGCCCCGUGUGAGAGCGAAGCGUGUCCGAGCGAUUGUUUUUUUUUCGUCGCGAUACCCCUCAGCGGUCGACCGGAGAACCCGAGACACGCGUUCGUUUCGUGUAACAUUUCUGUUCCGAUAGUUCGGCGUCACCACAAUGGCGUUCAACAACUCCGCUACAGUGUCCGUCGAAGGAAACGCGACCGGCGCCACGAACAGACACACAUGCAAAAUGCGAAAUAAAAGAAUGUGGAAAUCUUUGCGUGCGCACAUCUUGUCGCGUCGAGAAAAGAGCAAACAAGAUGAAGCUGAUGCUGAACUUUUGAGAAAACAAAAAUUUGCAGAAGAUCAAAAAAUGCAAGAAAAUAAAUUAUCUUUAGCACAAAUUAAUGGCCGUUUGUCAGAACUACGAGAUAAGCGUGAUGAACUUGAAGAAGAAAAACGUGAAUUGCUGAAUCAGAACCAAACUAUUAUAAAUACAGUUAUAGCAGUGCCUGAGCCUAAGUGUGCAAACUAUGAUCGUGAAUUAGUGACAAAAAUCAAAUUUAAAAGUAGUAUAGUCCCAGAUAUUGCUUUUCUCCGUCAUCAACGACAACAACACCAACAAAAAUUUUUAGACCUGCUGACAACUACACCUCGUAAGAAAAUUCCAUCUCCUAUGACACUUGAAGAGUUAAGUCCAAUAUCGGAAUCUGUAGUAAUACCUACAGAUGUCAAAGAGAGAAGCGAACAAAAUUUUUGGAUUAUACAUCAACCAAAUUAAUUUUAUUUUAUCAAUUAUUACUAAAAGAUAAGAAUUUAACAAAAUGUUCGACACUGUCUUGCAGUAGUCCAUAUUUUAUUAGGAAUGGUAAUUUUAAUACAUUGUUUUAAAAUUAUUUUUAUAAGGAAAUUUUUUUUUUAAAUUUAUGACUUGUUUCCUUUUUAUUUAUCUAACUUUUUUUUUUACGGUAUUAAAAACUACUGUUAGUACUUUAAAUUAUGUUACAAUCAACAGAUGGUCAAUUUUAACUUAUAAAACUUUCUCUUUUAUUAUUUAUAAUAGAUAUUCCACGAUUAAUAUUAAUGUAAUUUGAUAAUUAAAUUAAAAUUUAAUUUGUGAAGUAAAGCCAAAAUAAUAGUAUAUUGGUUAAUUUUCAUUACUAUAUAUUAUUACCCUAGCUUUUUUUUAACUAUUAAUUUAUUAAGAUCUUCAAUUUAUCCAGCAAUAUUGCAUUUUUAUUAUUUAAGUUUAAACUGUUAUUUACGAUCAUCUGAAUUUGUAUUCUUUUUAACAAGGUAGUUAAACAAAUGUCAAAUAUUAAAUCAUGAAUAAUAUUUUUGUAUACAUAUUAUUAUUAAAUAUAAGAUUACUAUGAGUCAUUCAUUAGAAUGAUCAUAAUUAGUGUUAUAGACUGAUAUUAUAAAAACAUUUAAUAUACAAAUAUUAAUUUUUAAUAAAAAUGUUCUUAAACAAAAUAAAAAAAACUGUUACAUUUUUUUAUAAAAUCAAUUUAAAAAGUUUA